Ceratina calcarata is the source of this 12455-nucleotide messenger RNA. It is a transcript of the gene tyf, whose product is annotated as twenty-four. Lineage: Eukaryota; Metazoa; Arthropoda; Insecta; Hymenoptera; Apidae. The transcript is spliced from 9 exons. The record is from RefSeq and is a predicted model, not a curated record. The coding region runs from base 2067 to 5996 and encodes 1309 amino acids.
CUCUCGUUUGCAAACGCAUUUAUUUAUAUUACGCGGAAAUAGAACGUGGCCACGAUUCUUAUAAAACAGAAUUUCUGCUCGACCAUAAUGGAAUUCAGAAACGAAGAUUCUCAUCGAAAUCCAUUUCGUUGGAAACGAAUAGAAUUAAAAUCUCGGGGUAAUGCGUCAGCUUUUGAAACAUGACAUUUAUUUCGUGAAUCCUAUUUUUACCAUCGUAACGUCGACUACGUUUGAAAUAUCUGGAGAAAAAAAUCGUGUUCGCGUAGCAGAAAAUAUCUUGACGUACGCUCCUGAAGCCAGACGACAUUUUCGGAGGCUAAACGGCUGGUCCGCCGUUUCUCUGCGCAAAAGCGAUCGUUUAUUGUGUCGCGAGAAAACUGCCCGUGCAGAUUUACGUCAGUUUUCCUUUAAAACCCUCCUCUGAAACGUGAUCAACCGACGGGAGCGAGAAAUCCCGUAACGAUGAGAUCGGAUCGAGUGAAAACGUUACAGUGCUAAGGACUGAUUGACCGUGCGAUUGAAUUUCGGACGAUCGAAAGCGAUGAAGUUUCGGGUGGACUACUUUCCAUUUUAUCGAACACAGUUAAUGUUGUAUUUAAAAUAAGUAUCGUCAGUGCCGUUCUCUGUUUACCAUCGGUUACGAACGUCUCGACGAAACGUUCCCGUCACGAGCUGUCGUGCCAUCGUCGGAGAGUGCACGGACAGAAGUAAUAUCAAGCGAUCGAUAAUUCGCCGACAAUUUUGGAAUACGCUCCGAUGAUCCGAUCAGCCGCUCCUGAUUGCCGUACGAUGCUUCUAACUGUCAGUGAAACGUAUCAGAAGUGAUACAUCGUACAUUUUCAAGGCCUGUGCACGGCGGAACGUCGGCGAGAGUCGAACUACGUACAUUUAACACACGCAUACGUCCUCUGUGUGUACAGGCAAUGCGAGAAACGUCGCCGUCGUCGUUUUGGGGAAAUACGUUUCGUUCUCGCGUCUUCUGUCCGUGUACCCGGUUGGAACAACGCUAUAAGUAGAUCGCAUUUAGUGGAAAGAAAAAUGUACGAGCAGCGUACACGAGAGAAAUGUGCAUUUUAAUAUCGACAACGGCCAUUUUGGAUUUAUGAGUGUCCGAAACUACGGCGGCUCUCAACCUCGUUUUGUAACACCAAAAUUGGACUUUUCCUCGCGCCUCUUUGAUCCGAGCUGACGCGAACGCGUGGAAAACUGUACGACUCGACAUGUCACUGGAACACAGUCACUAUCCUCUGUUUACGAAAUGAAGUUCUAACAGGUGCUACGAAAAUCAUUCCAUUCGUUUUGUAUUAUACAUUUUAAUACGUAUCUGCUGUUACGUAGUUCUCGCAUGAAUCGAAUAUAAGUUGAACGAUAAAUCAGAGGUUUGUUCCCGAAUUGGAACAUGUAUAUCGUUCGUAGUUUGUUGUUUGCGCGAGAGCAACGGAUAUUCGUAGGAACAUAUCAAUGAGAAAACGAGACAUACUCUUAGAUCUUUCUUCCAAUGAACGUACCGUACGAGUAUUGAAUAGAUAUUCGUCUUUCGUCGAUGCACGAGCAGCGCGCGAAACGCUUGACGUACCUUCUGUCUACCAACGGACAAUUAUGACUUGCCACCGAAUCUGACAAGUAGACCAGCGGUAACCUCACGACAAGACGUCGCCGGCUGUUGCGGGAGCGAAGAAUGGAUCGGAGCCUCGACGUACACGUGAAACGGAAUGUACGAGCUGAUUGAAGUAGAGGAACGGAUCGAGUUGCAAUGAACGGUCUUCGUUUUGAUCGACAGUAGCGAGACCGUUGGACGGUAGUGGACGGUGCCAUUUUUCUCAGCUUCGCAACGCGCCUGGCACGCGCGUAAAAUCGAGUAUAGUAAACGGCAGGAUCGUUUGAAUGGGUUUCAAUCGGGAUGAUGAAAAAUGGUUUCGUUUACACGGACGCAACUGUUGUGAUGAUUUCGUUGAGUGAACAAAGUUGAAUCGACGAGAUGAGAGGAUCUUGGAUCUUUGUUCCUGAUCUGAACGAGGAACCAGGCGCCUAGGUCUCGAGGAACGCCAAAGAAACAUGAUGAAACUAUGAGCACGGCGGACACGGCAGUGUCAACUUCGAUCAAAAUGGGCCCAGGGCCGGAACAUCGUCAAGAGCCAGUAGCACCUGACAAAACUGCUGAAAACAAUAACAGUGAGAUCUCUAACGAGAGAGAUAUCGAAGCUGCAGUGGUAGGUGUUGAAACUCUCGGUAGCCAGAAUGUAGAGUGUACCCCAACGACGAACACUGACGUCCCUUCAGAUCCGAUAAAUCAAGGUGUACCUACUUGCAUCACUUCUGACAGUAAGCAGGAAGAACCAGCUACUCUGUCUACGUUAAACGAGGGUGAACUACGUGCACUACUAGACGAAGCUAUAACUUAUAAGUGUCCCAAAGAUCGUGAAGGAAAAUCGAGUUUGUUUAAAGAACUGCUGCAGGAAGCUGAAGCCGAUGAAACGGAGGAAGGCCGUAGGAUAGUAACUAAUUCACGUUGUUUGCCUGGGUCGAAUCGUAGGAGGCAUAAAAGGGAUUCUGUAUCCGAGAGAUUAACACACGGUGGAUCGCUGCAAAAUCUGGCACAGCCUGUUACCUCAGAAUUCGACAGUAGCUUCGCGUACUUGGCGUCCGGAUCUAGCCACACGUACGGAGGGAACAGGAGAAAGAAUAAGAAGUACACGGGACCCAGCGUGUCUGCCAGGCAAAGGGAAGGUGGCUCGUUACCCUCGAACGUCAACGCGUCCCACAGCCUUGCCUCGCUGGUGAACCUAGAUUUAAUAUUUGAUAAGAAGAAGGGCUUUUGCGAGGAGAGGACAGCGUACGAUUGGACCAAUAAAGAGAAAUCUAGAUCGUUGGACAAACCAGCGUACGGUGGUACGAAGAAGGACGAGAAGGAGAAGGAUAAGAAGGAUACGAAGAAGGAUCCGUGCGAGACCGAGACCGAGACACGUGAGAAACGAGGCAGCAAGGGUAAACACGGGACAAAUGAAAUGCUCGAGUCAGAUAAUCCACCGCCGGAGUAUAAGUCAGAUUAUAUGGUGAUCGACUUGGGUGAUGCCGAGGUGGGUACUAUCAGCGAGAGGAAUGUGGGAUCCACUGUAAGUGGGGUUCAGAGACCUCACUCGUUGGACACAGAGGACGAUGAAGGAAUUGAAAUGAAAAUUAUCGAACCGCGUAGACCUCAAUAUAUAUCCCGCACCACUUUCGACAUAGCUCAAACUCCCGUGGACACUACCAUAGACUUCUCUCUCCGCGAGCACAGUGGGAAGCAAGAUAAAUCAAAAAUAUCUGUUAACGGUACAGAGGUGACCGGCGCCCUCUCCUUCCAAACGUUCAACAGCGUGAAAUGCGGUAUCGGCGGAACUGCGAACAGUUCCAGUGCUAGUCAGGGUAAAGUAGUUCCAAGCUUAUGCUCCAUGAUGUCUGCAUCUUUACAAACACAGAAUAUCACAAUGGAAGCCUCUAGGUACACGGCGCAUACUACAGGAUCUGGGGAGAAGAAGUCUUUGGACGAGAAUGGGAACCCGGUGCAGAAUUACAACGGGGAGCGUAAGAAGCCUAGGAGGAAGCAUGCCCAGGAGCCGAACGUCAUCGUUUACAACGCUGAGAACGUCGAGGGGCAUCGGAACAUCGAGGAUAUCGACAGUUUGAUUAAUUUUAUCGAGAAUAAGGAAUCGAAAAACAAGAAGGGGAAACCAGGUAAUCUAGUGAGGGUAAAAACUAGUUCUGGAGCGAAACCAAGAAGUAAAGAGAAGGACACGAAAAGGGAACAGUUACCUGCCAAGUUACAGAAAUCCAAUUCUCUCGAAGAGAUAUCUAAGACUAAGCUCGAAGAUCUCACGACGGAAAAAAGCGUCAGCUCCAGCGGUGCCAGUAGUAUUUCUAGCCAACACGGUACGAUCAAUGUCGCUUUGCGCCGUGCGAAACAAAGGAGCACGGGAGACGCAGCUAUCGAUAGCCGCGGCGACAGGCGGUCCUGGGGAACGGAAGAAGGUCAGUCCAUAUAUUGCAAUGAUACCGGAGAUGAUUAUGCUAGUCGCCGAAACUCCAAUAAAAAAAUCAAUCCAGAGCCGGAACACGAAACAGAAUUCUUGGUAGUUACCAAAAAGAAGAAAAGUAAAAAGCAAAGAAGGAGUUCGAGCGGUAGUAGGGCUCAGAAUUUAGCGACGUCCGGUUCUUACCUACAGAAUUCCAGGGGUUUCUCGAACGAGUAUAGAACGCCGCUUUCUCCCGAGCUACGAAGAAAAUCGGCAAGCAGUAUGCCGCCAAGCGAUAAAUCGGACAGCAGCGAUUCGGACUCCGUCCAUUCGUUGCCGGUCACGUCGAACACGUCCAAACACAAUUUAUCGAAAAUAGCUACCUCAUCGGGCGGAACCCCGCAGGCGAGUUACGCGGACAUAGCUCGCAUGGCGACCAUCAACAUGAGUCACAAUUCGGUGUUGAACAUGUCGGCGAUAGUUCCGAACAUGUUAAACACGUCCUCGUGGCCGAGCGUGCCGCCUAAAACGCCGUCGGAACCGGAUAAGAUCCCUCAAGAUUACUAUCCCAGUUUAGACGAGCUGCAACACUCCGACAAGAAAGCGAGGCAACACAACUUCACCCAUUCGAAUCAUAUUCUGAAUCUUACCUUCGAGAAGCCACCUUCGCCGACUCUGACGAAGAUGAAGAACUCGACGGAGAGGAAGAAGGCGGAGGCUCAAGAAGAAGCUAUCAACAAGAACAUCCAAGUCAUCAAAUACGUGCAAGACGUUGAGAAAAUGCGGCAAAAUCUGACGCAGCAGGAACAGAGGACCGUGAACCCCAAUAGUAACAGCGCGACGUCUAACGACGUUUCGUUAACGAAUCCAGUGCCAUCGAGGCUCGGCAACGCGAUCGUAAAUUGUAACUCCGAGUCCGACAACAACCCGAAUUGUAACAGCGUCGGAAACAAAGAGACGGUCGUCAACGCGAGAUGUAACAAUUCUCGAACGCGCCGGGGUGGGUACGUCCAGAGCAAUCAAUCGUCGCACGAAGAGCACUCGAAGAAAACCGGUUACCUUCAUCACGACGACAACAACCCGAAGAAGCCGCAGAACGAGAACUCGAACGCGCAUUGCGAGAACCAGAGUACCCAAGAGCCUGGUUCGGUCGACGAAGUCGAGUCUCAAAAGGCCCCGAGCCAUCCGAAGCCAUCGCAAGAAACUCAGAGCACUGAUUCGGACGCUAGCAAGUCGUCGAGGAGCGACAGACCAACGAAGACCAUGAAAGAGCAAACCAUCAAUGUGAAGCACGAGACGAUCAGAUCGGGAAACGCGUGUCCAGUGAAUUCGAAAGAGGACGACGCCGAAACGAAGAGAGUGAAACAGCAGACUACGGAGAAGGACCAGCAGUGCCAGAAGUCGGAGUCGCAAGCGCCCGUUAAACAACAAAAGAGUUCGAGGCCCGCGGUCAUAUUGAUGGACGAGACGUCGUCGGACGUUACCAAAAACAGUGAACUGCCGACGGAACUCAGGUUCGGUUUCGAGGUGAACGAACAGCUUCUGUUGUCGGAGGACUCGCCGGUGGAAGAUAAUUCAAGUGCCAGUUCAGUUGUGUUUCCUUCCGUGGUCCCGCCUCUUCUGAGCAAACCGCCGAAUUUCGAUAGAUACCCCCCGAUGUUCGAUAAACAUAUGAGAUGUGAUAAGUUUACGCCUAAUUUCAUGCAAUCGCCGAAUACGCAUGUGACGCAGCAGCCUAUGCAUCCGGUGAUAGUGCAACGAUUACCGUGCAUAGGCUAUCCGCCGAGAUUCCCUCCGCCCACGUGUCUACCGCCACCGCCCGCGCAUCAUCAUCAGCCAAAAGAGGACUUCUCCAUGCUAUAUGUGGCACCGGAAGAGGACGUUAACAUACAGACGUACAAUCACGAUAAGAUCGUCUCGUUCGUUGGUUUAGCGUGGGACGCUGUUAUGAGGGAAAUGCCGGUGACUGCGGGCGGCCGUAUACAGUUCUACAGUGGUCAGUGAAAUGGACACUAAAGUAUCACGAGGUAAAUAAUACAAUAACGUUUUUGUACUACGAAAUUACCUCCGUGUCAAGUUGUACGUUGCAAAAUUAUAAACAGCCAAAGGAGUCUGCUCACUGACGCAAGACCGAACGUGUAUGUAAAGAUGUACGAACAGAACGAUCGGACCCGUGUAAAAAAAAGAAAAAGAAACCUACGUUAACUAUCGGUCUCGGUCACGAAUAAAUAAUACGAAAUGAGACUACACUGAUUCUCGAGUCAAAUCGUCGGUGAUAAUUCUGUGAAGCCAAUUGGCGCAAACCGUGCCUCUAAAGCUAAUGUACAUAAAAUAGUCAAUCACCAGGAAAAGACAAAGACUUUACGGAUAGUGUACGUUCUGAAACCGUGUACAUACAUACGUUACGAGAUACCUUUGAAGAGGUCGUCGUAACACAAGAUUGAAGUUUCAGUAUUGUCAUCCGGUACAAUAUUCGACUGAAAAUCAUUAAAUUAGAAACGCGUUAACAUAUUCCGGGGAACGAACACGAAAUUUCCUUGUAAAAAAAAAUAUAUAUAUAUAUAAAAGAAAGAAUUCACAUAGUCCUAAAAAAUGCCUCGUAUAAGUUUCGAAAACGAAUAAUGAAAAGGAAGCAAGAGGGAUGGGGAUAAAAGAUACGUAAUUCGGAUGAAUCGCGUACGAGUGUUACGAGUCGGGAUUAAAAAAGAAACGUUCGAAAAGGUUUCGAAAUUAACUGAAACGAAGAUCACUACAGAGCAGAUCGUCGAAGAGCUGCGUGUGCCGUGACAACAGUGGGUUACGCUGAUGAUGCCUUUAAAAAGUAACAAAUACGUCUUAGACCAUUGUAAUAAAGUUUACAAAUAGUUGAGAGAAGCCCGUUAUGUUAACUAAUGCCAAAAUUGAGAUCGUCCGCCGGGAAUACCGCUGAGCUGCUGAGGAGGAGAGGUAUCUUAAAUAGUCGCGAGCCGAGGGAUGAUCUUAACGGACGAGAGCAACGCUUCGAGGAAACACAGGGAUCGUUGCCAGCGGUCAGUGAUGAUUCUUCGAGGAGAGAACUUUAGGAAGGUAAAUGAUAAACAAAAUAAAAAUAAUAGUGAUUGCUAGAUUACAUGUACUUUAUUUAAGACGAACGUAAAAUGAAAAGUAAGGAGAGCUAUACGGAUGUGUGAAGUGUUAACACGAGAAAAAAGAAAAAUAUGGUGAAUGUAAUUGUGUCACUGAAACACGUGUAAAAUAUUUAAAGAUGAAAAAAAAAGAUAGUGUGAUCGACAGGUAACUAUACGAAGUAGUCACUUCUUCCAAGCGACGGUUUAGUAGUUUAAGAAAAUUCGAUGGGGGUAAGAGGAGAAAGAAUCACGAGAACUGAUUUUUUGCAAAUGUUUCGCUCAAUGUCUUACAAACUGGAUAGCAGACAGUGAGUAAAGUGCGAACGCGUCGGAAGAAAAACGCUAAAUUUUUACACAGACUCGCUUAUCUAACGAAGAAUUAAUUAUCAAUUAUUGGUAAUGAUAAUUGUAACGAAGAGAACCGAAAAUACUUGCUUGUGAUCAUGAGAGGUACGAUGGUGUGAAUGCGCGUAGCUUACGUAGACACACUCUGCUAGCCGAUGUCCAGUUUAGUUUCCCGAACGUGUUUCUGUUUUUCAAUUUUCACGGAAUUCAUUCAUGGAAUUGUUGUGUUACCCUCGAGAUUCGGCGAGCAAACAAAAUAACAGAGAUCCGUUUUGCGGUCGUCGUGAUCGAUCUCUACAGUGAGGAAAAGAAACUUAUACGAGUAGUGAAUCAAAAAGUAAAGAAACGAACAAGUGAAUUAAACAUGAUUCCUUUCCCGAAGAUUUGUUAUAUAGGAAGCCUACCUCCUACAUAUUUUAUUUUUCGAUAGCUGAACGAAAUAUCGAGACAGAGAUGGAAUUACACUGUGCUUUUCGAUUCGCAAUAUCACACGCGUUAAGCCGAUAAAAAAAAAUGAUAUAUACAUACAUAUAAACGAGUGUGUAAAGUCUGCGGGAACUUAUCGCUUCCGAAGCUAACGAUAAGAGUAACCGAUCGUCGCUGAUAAGUUUCGCACGAGAGAAUGAAAGUGUAUUUGUCUACUUAGAUCAUGAUUAUCUAAUAUUAUUAUUAUUAUUAUUAUUACUAUUAUUACACUAUUAAUAUUAUCAUUAUUAAUGAGAAGUUGAUCGUUAUUAACAAAUCGAGAUUGGCGGUUUUUGUUGUUGCUUCUCUUUUUUUUUUCGUCUUCGAAAUUAGGUAUGAAAACAGAAGAUACAAAGUCUGUUAAAUGUUUCUUUUCUUCUCUUCUUUUUUUUUUAAUUCAUUUUCGUUCAGCGAUAUAACGGUACAGCUGGGAGUACAGCUUUUAGAUCAGUAAUAAAUUAAGAUAUAUAACACUUAUAAAAGAAUCAUUGGUGCAUGCCGACGCAUACCUUGAAGCGAGUAUCAUUCCGCGUCGUAUGAGAUAAUUUUUCAAGCAACCUGACGCUGUACACACGAUCGUCGGUUUCAUUUCUUAUUGUCACGUAUAUAUCGAAGCUCUUUCCUUUUUAUCACCACCGAUACACUGACAGCGAGAAGUAUUAAAGCCUUUUACAUUUAAUUUUAUAUUAUUUUAUACAUGUUUUUAAAAUACCUUAGACGUCGCAUUUUCUUUUCCUCUCAGUCAGUGCAAGUAAAUUCACUGUUACACGCUAGCCGGGUGAUCGUUUCUGAAGAUCCAGAGAUAAGAGACAUCGUAUGACUAAUUCAUUUGUUUUAAUCACGAGACUCGAUCGUAUCUUUACACCGCGAUAAUUUUUUUUAUCAACGGAAUGAUGUUCCUUCAAGGUAUUCCGAUCUUAUGCAUGCGAGAAACUAUUCAAAAAACAUGUCAGGUGCUCCUUCGCCUUAAAGUUAGCAGAGUCCUCAGCCAGCCUCUGCCUCGUGACCGGUUCACGUGGCAACGACUGCCGAGGUUCUCUCUCAGAGAUUAGCAUAGAAGUACUUGAAGAAGGAAAUAGGACCAUAAAAUUGUAUAGUAGCGAGCGGCAGCUAUGCUGUGACACACCGUACGUUGCGUUCGGAGUACGUGGUUCAAUUAAAUAAUUCUCUUGAUAAACAAACGACUAAAAAAGGAGGGUGAACGGAUGUGUGCGGUUGAUCGUAAAGAUCGACGCUGGUUCGACGCGAACGAGGAUCUUGAAUAUUUCACACGUGUCAAUUUGUUAGUCUCGUUUUGCCUGAUAAAUGAAACAGUUGGUUAAUUCUCUCGUCGAGUAUUCGAAGCUCUUGUUUUUUUCACAUUUCUGACUGGCUGUACAGAUAUCAGCGUGCAAACCGACCAUGUAUUUUAUAUAUAUCUUUCGUUCAAUUGUUAUACGCGAGAACCAAAAGUCAAACAGUAAUUUUCAUCAGUUUCUUUUCUUUUAUUUCCGUUCGAUCGAGCGUUUGUUAAACACAAGUGAAGUACAGAGAGCACGUCUAUUUCGUUGAUUAACAGGCUAAUUGCAUUUAUUGUUGUAAUUAUUCUAGAAAACAUAAUACGUUUCUCUCGUAAAAGGGCACAAAAUCCUAAUCGAACGUACACUGAAAAUGGGAUAGCUCCGGGGGAGAACAAGCGCGUCGCUCGUCCACACCUUGUUCUCAUCGUCAGCCUAUAUUAUCAUUAUUAUUAUUAUUAUUAAUUAUUAUUAUAUCGAUUUGGUUGACCUGUUGAAACGUUGUAAAGAUGUAAAUUAAUUUAAUGAAAACGAAGGAAGGGCCGAGAGGGAAGAGAAGAUAGUUGAUGUUAUCGCGCGUCUUAAAUUGUUACGCUCGUCGACCGCAUGUAUUACCGAUUAUUAUCAUUAUUAUCUAUUAUUAUUCCUCGUGUGCGAACGAUUGUUACGUUCCAAGUUCGAUUGCUUCUUCGCGAGUUUCGCCGGUACCGUCUGCCCAAACGUACGUAUUUUGCCAGCAACAUUUUUGCACACAUCGAAAAGAAUAAUCGCGCGUAUCCGCGAGGUACGCGAAUCCGUCUAACCUGAUGGUAUAAUAAUCGCGACGAAUAAUUUGAACAAUUCUGGAAACAAACGUUGAAGCAAUCCGAUAUUAUUUCCGAGUAGUUCUCUAAACAGUUUUCAGAAGCGUUCAGAAGUGUUCGUUGAUCAUUGCGCGAGACGAGGCGCUAAUUUAUCGGGCGCGGGCAUGUUGAUGGUGUUCAAAUAAAAAUGACAAACGAGGGUUUAAGAAUAAUUGUGGGAGAGAGAGAGAGAGAGAAAGAAAGAUAGCGAGAGCGAAAGAGAAAGAGAGAAAUGGUAUCCGACGAUCUCAGUGUUAGCCUUGUGUCAUUGUACAAUUUGUUACUCUGUGUAAAACAGUUUUUCCGUGUUGUAUAUACGUAUAUUAAUAACUAUUAUUAAUUAUUAUUAACGAUUACGAUGGAACUUCGAUUAACUAUUAAUUGUACUUGCUAAUUAUCGAUAACGAUUAAAGUAAGAGGAAGCAGAAGCUGUUGCGAGUGCUUAUGCGUAUAAAGAAUAAAAGGAAAAAAAACGUGAAAAAAAAAACACAAAAAAGAAAAAAGGGAAUAUUUUACGUGUAUGGUAAAAGGCUGUGCUGCCCAGCUGAAGCAAAACGAAACGAAAGAGAAAAAAAAAAUUAAUGAACACUGAAGAAAAGAUGUUAUUGCCAACGUUUAAUAUGUUGCCAAAGUUUCACCCGUUCGCGCGGGUACGAAGAACGCAGUAUAAAGUAAUAUUCGAGUUCCUUUUCAUGAUUUUUAUUUGAAACGUCUCUCCCUUCUCGAGCAGCGAGAUCGGCUAAGAACGAAUUAUUUACGAGAAAGUAUUCUUUAAGUAAACUGAAAGAAUUUUCGAAUAGCGUCACGUCAUGGAAACGAUAAGUUUAUUUAUAUAACGUAUGUAUAGUUUUCCUUUUUUAAUUAACAUUGUAUUGUAUCAUCUGCCGUUUCGUUAGCGAGUAUAACCGUAGUAGAGCGUAAGCAUUGUGAUAUAACAGAGUUCUUUUUUUUUUUCUUCUCUAUCAGCUAAAAGGCCAAAACGUUUAUCGAAAAGUUAACGAAUUAAAGAAAGAAGCGCCUUCGAAUAUUACUUGGAUACUGUCCUCGCCGGUGAUACGUAUUCAGACGAUAAAUCGUUGAGUAGCGUCGACGAAAGUGAAACCUGAGAGAGAGAGAGGAAACGAGGAGAGGAACGAGAGAGUAUGUAAUUGCGAGCGAUCAGACCGUGUGCGAGUCUCUACGCCGACUAGAGCCGCGAGAAACGCGCGACGAAGUCAGAAGAAACCCCGAUUUAUUCUCAGGAUGCGUAAACACAACGGCCGUUGCUUACUAUUUUGUUACUAUUAAUACUGAGACACCUCAGACUCACGCGAAGCUCUCACGGACCAUGGAUGUAAAAAAAAAAAAAAAAACGUGUAAUUGCCAUGGUGUGUGGAAGAAGAAAAUAUGCGGUGAAAGUGAGAAAAGAGAGAGAGACUGAGGGAGUGUAAUUAUAAAUGUAUGCGUGCGAGAGAAAAUGAUAUCGAGGAAGAAUGCGAGGAUGCGUAUCAACGAUGCUUCUUGUCUACCUAGAGAAAGAGUGAUAAAGGAAAAAAGAAAACCAAUAUUGUCCUCCUGAAAAAUGAUUCAUUAUCAACGCCGAGAGGGAAAAAGGAAAUAUGAAACGAAGCGCGUAUAGUGUCGCCAUUUGGCCUUUAUGCUGUUCUAUCUGCGAUUUCAUACAAGCUUUGCGUACGAUACUGUGAUAUAAUAAGUCGCUCUAUUUCUUUGUGGUUUUCCUUUCUUUUCUUUUCUUCUUCUUCAGUUGUGGAUACACACACGAGAGAGAGAGAGAGAGAGAGAGAUGCAUACACUCACACACACAUAACACGAAAAGAAAGAAAAUUUCCUUCGAUAUAUUAUAUAUGUUACGUGAGAAGAAAAAAAGCAACGACGCGAAAUGUGAGAAAUAAUUAAGAACCGUCUUCUGCGUUUAAUUUGUAAAUGAUUAAAGCGCUAGUAACGCGGUGCGUUCGCUCACAUUGGCAGAGGCUAAAUGUAUCAAAUAAAGAGAAAAAGAAACAAAAAAAAAACACAUGUAGGCUUCGACAGGCGCGUGAAGAGUAUAAAAAAGAUUUAACAAGUCAUCGAAACGAGAGUCUUUCUGGACGUGUCCAGUGUUCAUUGCAUGUCACUUCUGCUUUUCUCUGUUCUUUUCUAACGAAACUUCGUUUAACGUUCCCCUGUCGAGCAUCAGUUCUGUUUACGAUUAUUACUGGAUAUCAUUUGCUUGCGAUAAACGCACAGUCAUCGGAGGAGACUCAUUGGUCCAAAUAAAAAUAUCAAUGAUUUUCGAACGGAGUAACGUUUGAAAAUUGGACGACUAGCUUCAGGAACUUAGAAUUCUUAUUCUUUUUCCAAACAUUUUGAUAUGUGUAUUUAUGUAGUACCCCUGGCAUUCCUUUACCACGUCGUUCUAAUGUAUGUUCAGUAAAAGAGUACACAGAA